UUUUUAAGGCAACCUUUGUGUUAUACUGUUAUUAUAGCCUCAUAACUACUUAACCUUGACUGCAUAAUUCUUCAUUAUUUUGAAUCAAAAUGGACUUUGCUUCACUUCCUUCUUUUUACUUUAGUGCACCAACAAGCCCCACUAGUUGCAACUUACAAACCCCAAAGUUUUACAGCACUUGGUCUAGCCCAUUUCAACCAUUUGGGUCGGGCUCGGGUGCAGAGAAGAGUAAAGUUGAUGAGUUUCAGUUUGAGACUGGUCGGGGAUUCGAUGAUCAAUGGGACCAGGAGGAUCAAGAGUACAAGCUACCAGCUCGAGCAAAUUCAUUUUCGACCAUAGCGUUCGCAGAUGAACUCUUUUGUAAUGGUCAAGUUAUGCCACUGAAACUCCCUCCAAGGCUUCAGACCUCGGUCCCUACGUCACCUAGGUCGUUUAGCUCACGGGUUAGGAACCCGUUUGGACAAAGGUGCACAUGGAAUGAUGGUUUUGACCCUUUCUUGAUUGCUUUAGAAAAAGUCAGUGAAGAACCAGAAGGAAGGGUGAGUGUCCAUAGAAGGUCGCGUUCAUAUUCGCCAUUUAGAGCUCGUAGCAUUUCGUGCAGAGUUGCAUGUGCCGGAGAAUGGGACCAUGGUCAAGAAAAGGAACCAAGAACAGUCGAGAUGCUGGAACGCAAAGGCUCCAUGUAUUCAAGAUGGGUUAGGAGUCAAACCAUGGUCAAGAAAAACACAGAGUUGAGUAUGCAACAUAGCCCAACAGCCCGAACCAUGAUGAAAAGGCUUUUGUUAGGCCAGAACAAGCCCGUCAAGCCCACAAAGCAAAGUGAUAAAGAAUCAAAGUUGCAGAAAGUAAAGUCAGUGUUAUUUCGGUAUGCAGAAUCUCUAAAGAAGGAAACCAGUGAAAGUAAGCAGUCAAGAGAAAAAAUAACAAUAUCGAAAAUGAGUCACUUUAAGCGGUUAAGCCUCUCAUUGAAGACAAACCGAAGGAAGAAAGAAUCAGUAGAAACCAAAAUGGCUAUUGUAAAACAAGAUAUGAAAGUGCCUCGAUGUUUAGGUUAUCCUUCGAUUAGUCCACGAUGGCUAUAGUCUACUUGUAUUCCUAGCAAAGAAAUUCUUUCUGGCA
Messenger RNA from Erigeron canadensis, 1119 nucleotides. RefSeq lists its product as uncharacterized. Lineage: Eukaryota; Viridiplantae; Streptophyta; Magnoliopsida; Asterales; Asteraceae. The coding region runs from base 90 to 1082 and encodes 330 amino acids. The transcript has a single exon. The record is from RefSeq and is a predicted model, not a curated record.